UAACCGGAUAUCCGGACCUGUAAAAUCCAAAAUGGCGUUUUAUCAUACUGCUUGUUUUGUGAUCACUGUGAUGGUUGUCUGCAAUGCCAUCUUAUAUCCCACUAUAUUCAGCUCAAUCUUCCGGCGUUGGUUCGGCGAAGCACCUCCGAAGCCAGAGAAGGAAUCAGUUCCGGAUUACCCCCCUCACAUGAGGCCUAAUGCUGGGGUGCGUGGAGGUGCGGCAGGGAGGCUGAGACCCAACCCAGGCAAGCCCUCUAUGUCUGGAGGAGGAGGGGGAGCAGCAGGGGGCAGUUCAGGUGGGGUCGAUCCAUCGUCUUUCAUGGGUCAACAGGCGCAGGAAUCCAAAGGCAGAGGCAUGAUGGGAACUGUACUUCCUGUCUAUGCUGUAGGAAUCUUCAUCUACUUCGGCUAUGUGAUCUAUAAGGUUUUCCUGCGUGACAAACCCUCCACACCCUCCACCAGACCAACCUGGGGCUUCCCAGACAACGUGGCUCAGCAAGAAGGACCAACCCUCCAGAGACAACAGCAAGAGAGUCUACAGCGGAAGCUAGCAGCAGAACUCAAAGCAGCUAACUAUCCUGAAUUGAAAAAGAGUGAUAAGAGAGCUGCUGAGGUCGCCGCUACUGUCGCUGCUGCUACUGUUGCCGCCACUGGGGAUAGCUCCAACUCGGCACCGGCAGGAUCGACUGAAGAAGUUGAUAUGUUGAAGAAGCGCCUGGAGGAGACAGAGAAGACAAUGCAACGUAUGAUGGACAUGAUGAACUCAAUGGGUGUGGCUAUGAGCCAAGUCUCUCAUCAUCUAUCAAACGAUAAGUCUGGAUCACCCACCCUGCUUCCGGGCUUCAGUGAACCCAAGGAGGUCGACGACCACGACAUCGAGGACGAUGACCUGCUUGACAUCGAUGUCGACAAUCUGAGCGACGAGGAAGACCUCAUCAUCGGCGACAGCAUGGAUCCCUGUGGGAGCUCCGAUGAGGAAAACGACGUGAGCACAACAAAGGAUGAUAUGGACGACGAUGUCGAGAGAAGACGGCCGAACAAGAUGAACAUUGUGGACGUGGAGGCGGACGAUUACCAUGAUGAUGACGACGAUGAUGACGGGGAUGUCGAUAGCGAUGAUGAGUCAGAGGUUGAGAACAUAGGAGUAGAAGACGCUCUGACGUCAGACACUCUUAGACGAAGGAAUGUUAAAGGAGGCGACUCUGCUGCAGACGGAUCGCGAAUCGAAGGAUGAUUUGUCUUUUUGUAUUGAAUCUUAACCAACAAAUGAUGCCAUGUUAAAUUAUUUUUAUUGUACAUAGUACAUGUAUGUACAAUAUUUAAUGUGUAUAUACCAUGGGUUUGUAUGGGGAGAAGUCUUGAUGACUUUGAGUCUAUACUUUAAUUUCAUCUCUAGUUUUGGAAAUGAUUAAACAAAAUAUAAAUUAGGUAUUGAAAAAAAAUGACAAAUCUGCAAGGAUGAUUUCUCUCCAGUACAGACACAGACCAGGACGUGAUUGCCAACAAAAAUCUUGUUAUUUAAACUUUAGAUCUUUUUCCAGCUUUGCUAUGAAAGUAGAGAGCAUAUUUCUGAUACUUUUAACAUACAUUUUUCCUGGAUUCUCUAUUGUAAGACCAAAAGAUUUAGUUCCGAGAGGAGUUCAGAUUCGUGAACAAGGCUAUUGGCUCCCAUUUGCAAAAGUUUCAUGUCUAAAAAGUUUCUGGUAUAACAGUAUAACCACUGUACUGGACUUUGCAUGACCUUAUUCACUCCUUUUGAAAGAUCUUGUUCACUCCUUUUGCAAGACCUUAUUCACUCCUUUUGCAAGACCUUAAUCACUCAUUGUGCACCAAGUGUAAAAAUUGCAGAUGAUUGCAUCUAUACUUUGAUUGUUCUGGGCCCUGUUUCAUGAAGCUUGUUAGCAGUAACAAGUUACAAUACCUGUUAUAAGCUACUGAAAUCAUGGCAUCUGAUUGGCUGAGAGCAA
Messenger RNA from Strongylocentrotus purpuratus (purple sea urchin), 1967 nucleotides. RefSeq names its product resistance to inhibitors of cholinesterase protein 3-like. The transcript has 6 exons. Bases 32 to 1234 code for a protein of 400 amino acids. NCBI's taxonomy places the organism in Eukaryota, Metazoa, Echinodermata, Echinoidea, Camarodonta, Strongylocentrotidae. The record is from RefSeq and is a predicted model, not a curated record. Gene Ontology annotation, biological process: synaptic transmission, cholinergic; protein localization to cell surface. Gene Ontology annotation, cellular component: intracellular membrane-bounded organelle; neuronal cell body; neuron projection.